Messenger RNA from Erigeron canadensis, 1769 nucleotides. Its product is annotated as tRNA A64-2'-O-ribosylphosphate transferase. NCBI's taxonomy places the organism in Eukaryota, Viridiplantae, Streptophyta, Magnoliopsida, Asterales, Asteraceae. The transcript is spliced from 7 exons. Gene Ontology annotation, biological process: charged-tRNA amino acid modification. Gene Ontology annotation, cellular component: cytoplasm. Bases 18 to 1604 code for a protein of 528 amino acids. Gene Ontology annotation, molecular function: tRNA adenosine(64)-2'-O-ribosylphosphate transferase activity. The record is from RefSeq and is a predicted model, not a curated record.
AAAAAAAAAAAAAAUCAAUGUCGGACGAUGAUAUGAAAACAUCAUCAAUGAAUAACAUAUACAAAGUAUCAAGAAGAAUAAAGAGGAAAGAAAACUCAUUAUAUAAUUCGUUACGUUCGAUACACGAGGACUCGAUAUUCGUAUCGGAGAUAGCUGAAUUAUGGCCUGAGUUACCUCUUGUAGCCAACUUACGUUGUGGACUUUGGUAUUCUAAUAAGUUUAUUAAUCAUUCAAAUUAUAAUUGUUACUUUAAGUCAACUGAUGGACAUACUAAUAACCUGUCGUUUAAUACUUCUCGCCUUAAUCUUCAUCUAGCUUUACUUGCAGGACAGAAGGGAGGGUGUAUGAUCGUUGAUUCUACUCGGAAAGGGAAGAGGUUUCCAGACAGUAUGUCAAAAACCAUACCAAUUUGGACUUGUGUGUUGAAUCGUGCUAUCUUGAAUUACAGAAACAAAAUGGAUGGGAUCAUUAAGCCAAUGGAGCGAAUGGAUUUAUCUGCUCAAAAUUCUGAGACAACUGCGCCAGAGUCCUUUGAAUGGGACACAUCUUUGCAUCUUCCCCUUUGGGUGCCAGACACAGAGAAAACUAGGAUAGAGAAUCACUUGGACGGAUGGGUAAAGCAAUUGGAAACAAGUGGAGCAGAUAUCGCUUCGAUCUCAUCUUUACUGAGAAAACCUUUACGACCUCUCUGGAUCUCACAAAAAACUGUCAUAUGGUUGAACGAAGUUCCUGAUUAUGAUUCAUGGGAUUUUACACCAAUAAUCCUUAUUUCUGCAUCUGCUUCAAGCGAUAUAUAUAGACAAAAGACGAGUUCUGAGUUUAGUUGGAACUACAUAGCAGGAGCUGGUGAUGAUGAAGAGAGUUGGGCAAGAGGUUUAACUCCCGCCCUAUUUUGGAAUAAUGUCUAUGAUUUGAUUAAUUCGGGGCCUGAUAUGUGUAACCAAAAGGUAGCUGCACUUGUUGAAAAGGAUAGAGUAUAUCGUGCUCAACGCGGACAAAUUGCUCCCCAGCUAUCGGUUAAAGCUACAAAGUCAGGGGGUACCGCUUCAACCCAUAUUCAAGAUCAACCAUUUGACAUCACAAACGAGAACGGAAGUAGUGGACAUUUGUUGGGUGAUGAGCAUUCAAUGUUUUGGUUGGGUUUGACGAACCUUGCGGUUUGUUCAAGUGGAUAUGAUUUCAAGGCAUCCAAUGUCGAUGUCAUACUCAACUGUGAUCAAAAUCAGGUUCUUUGUACCCUUGUGGAUGCUGAAGCUCAUUUACACCUGCCUAUUAUGAACUCAAAGUUUGAUAGAUUUUCUCUGCAAAGAAAUUUACCUUCUGCAUUGAGUUUUGCCAUGCUGCAUCUGAGAGGGGGGAAGAGGCUUGCAGUCUGCUGCAACAGUGGAGAAGACAUUAGUGUUUGUGUUUGCUUGGCAAUAUUGAUCUCCUUAUUCAAUGUUGAAGGGGUUUAUGAUGACGGAAAAUUUUUCAAAGAGAAAAGAAUAACAAAGCUAGAUAUGCGGGAGAGACUGAUAUUCUUAUGCAAAUAUGCCGUAAAUGCAAGGCCUUCAAGAGGUAAUCUUAAGCAAGUAUUCAACUUUCUUUCUAGUGCAAGUCCUUGACUGCGUUUUUGCAAACUUAAACUUGUACAAGCACAUUUGUUAUAGAGUUAUACUAGAGAUUAGAUACAUACAUAGUAAAGAGGUGGAUCUGAAAAACUUUAUGUAAUAUUCUUUAUAACUUUGUUUUCAAAAAGUAUAAGCAAUGAUAGUACUCUGAAUAAUGUA